GUCUUCAUUUUAGGCCGCAGGCGCCUUCGGCAAUGGGUAACCGCACCUUUGACUGACCCUGAAGCGAUCCGCCUUCGCCAGGAGGCCAUACUUGUUCUCAUCAGUCAUAGCGAGUUAGCUCGUGGGCUCCGAGAUGAUUUGAAACACCUUCCUGACCUUGAAAGGCUUCUAAUCAGGCCAAAUCCUUCGCUUUCUGGUCCCAACCUUCUCCUGUAA
Messenger RNA from Protopolystoma xenopodis, 216 nucleotides. NCBI's taxonomy places the organism in Eukaryota, Metazoa, Platyhelminthes, Monogenea, Polystomatidea, Polystomatidae. The record is from the annotation of a GenBank genome assembly.